ACUUGAGGGAUGUAAAUGAUGGUCCUUGUAUCCCGGAAUUGUUUAAAUGCUAAUUUUACCAUUCCACCUUUGGAUAUUUGUUGUAGAUGUUAGUCUCAGCUCAGAGGGUGCUAAAAUGGCUUACAAUCUUUGCUCCUCCCCUUCUUCUCUCUUCCAUGACCUUCCUUCCAUUUCUUCUUCUUCUUCUUCUUGUCGUAAGUUCAAACUUCGAAACUCGUCCUCUUUCUUUCAACCCUCUCCUUCUCCCACCCCCCAUUCCAAAACCCUUCUCCAUGUCUCCUUGCACGAACCCAUUCCCGAACACCUACCACCCCACGCAAAUUCCUCGUCUUCGUCGAAAAGUAAUUACAUCUGGGUCAACCCCCGAAGCCCCAGGGCCAAACAACUCGAGAGAAGAUCCUACGAUGCCAGGUACACUUCUCUUGUAAACCUCGCCCUCUCCUUGGACUCUUGCAAUCCCUCUCAGGAGGAUGUGUCUCUUGUUUUGAAGGAUUUAUGGGGUAGGGUCAUAGAGCAAGACGCUGUAAUUGUCAUCAACAACAUGUCCAAUCCUCGCGUUGUACCCUUUGUUCUCAAUUACUUUCAGCGUAGGAUUAGACCCACCAGAGAGGUCAUUCUCUACAACGUUACCCUCAAGGUGUUUAGAAAGAGCAAGGAUUUGGAUGCAAUGGAGAAGCUGUUUGAUGAAAUGCUCCAGAGAGGGGUGAGGCCUGAUAAUGUCUCUUUCUCCACUAUAAUUAGCUGCGCUAGGAUUUGUUCUUUGCCCAAUAAGGCUGUGGAGUGGUUUGAAAAGAUGCCAUCAUUCAGGUGUGAGCCUGAUGAUGUUACCUACUCGGCUAUGAUUGAUGCUUAUGGCAGGGCUGGUAAUAUUGACAUGGCUUUGCGCCUGUAUGAUCGUGCAAGGACCGAGAAGUGGCGACUUGAUAGUGUUACCUUCUCCACCUUGAUUAAGAUGUAUGGUUUGGCAGGGAAUUAUGAUGGAUGCUUGAAUGUCUACCAAGAGAUGAAGGCUCUUGGUGUUAAGUCUAACAUGGUUAUUUAUAACACUCUGUUGGAUGCCAUGGGGAGAGCUAAGAGGCCUUGGCAGGCCAAGAGUAUAUACACGGAGAUGACUAAUAAUGGAUUUUUGCCGAAUUGGGCAACUUAUGCGUCUCUCUUAAGGGCCUAUGGAAGAGGGCGCUACAGCGAAGAUGCUCUUUUUGUUUAUAAGGAAAUGAAGGAGAAGGGAAUGGAGAUGAACACUCAUCUUUAUAACACCCUUUUGGCCAUGUGUGCCGAUCUUGGCCUAGCCGAUGAUGCAUUUAAGAUUUUUGAAGACAUGAAAAGUUCUGCAACUUGCCUUUGUGACAGUUGGACGUUCUCAUCCUUGAUUACUAUAUAUUCUUGCAGUGGGAACGUUUCGGAAGCUGAAAGAAUGUUGAAUGAAAUGAUUGAGUCUGGCUUUCAGCCUACUAUUUUUGUUCUGACAUCGCUUGUCCAGUGCUAUGGGAAGGUUGGACGUACUGAUGAUGUUUUGAAGACAUUUAAUCAACUCUUGGAUUUGGGCAUCAGUCCAGACGACCGUUUCUGUGGUUGUCUUCUGAAUGUUAUGACCCAAACACCAAAAGAAGAGCUUGGUAAGCUAAAUGAUUGUGUGGAGAAGGCUAAUCCAAAGCUUGGGUCUGUGCUAAGAUAUUUGGUGGAAGGGCUGGAGGAGGGUGAUGGGGAGUUUAGGAAAGAAGCAUCUGAACUCUUUAAUUCAAUUGCUGAUGAAGUAAAGAAGCCCUUUUGCAAUUCUCUGAUUGAUCUUUGUGUCAACCUGAAUUUGUUGGACAAAGCAUGUGAACUUCUGGACCUGGGGUUGACACUUGAAAUAUAUACGGAUAUACAGUCCAAGUCUCAAACUCAGUGGUCUCUACAUCUAAAGAGUCUCUCGCUUGGAGCUUCGCUGACUGCAUUACAUGCUUGGAUAAAUGACUUGUCCAAGACUUUGGAAUCAGGAGAGGAUCUUCCACCACUGCUUGGAAUUAAUACCGGUCAUGGGAAACACAGGUAUUCGGACAAAGGUUUGGCAAAUGUUGUCGAAUCACAUUUGAACGAACUCAAUGCUCCAUUCCAUGAGGCUCCGGAUAAGGCUGGCUGGUUUUUGACUACACAGGUAGCAGCAAAGUCAUGGCUGGAGUCUCGGAAAUUGGUUACUGCAUAAUUUCUGAUCUCUAUGGUUUUUAGGUAGGCCAACAGCUUUUCUCCAUUGAUAAUGUAAUUUCAGGGAAUGAUAUGCCAUGCAGUUUUUAUGCAUUUUCCUUUGUCUUUUGAGGAAUUUUUUGUAUGCCUUAUAGAGUAAAUGAAGGUUCUAGUAUGGUGGCUACUGGCUAGGUUCUUUGCUUUGUGAUGUAGGAAAUUGUGAAUUUCUUCUAAAUAAAGGCAAACCCCAUGGGGCGUCCGCUUUUUAGAAGUUACUGCAUGGGUUAGGAAAAUAAAGGCGAUUGAUGGGUUUAGCUUUAUUUUGCAAAAUGUGUGAAAGUGAAUGUUCACAUAAAUGGAUAAAUGUAAAAAACUUGUUGGCACAACAGAAUUGUCAAAAAUUCCUAUUGAUGGCUGUUAGAAGCGUUGAUUGAGUAAACAUGCAAGUGGAAGUGAUAGUUGGCAUA
This is a messenger RNA of Glycine soja, 2630 nucleotides long. RefSeq names its product pentatricopeptide repeat-containing protein At4g16390, chloroplastic-like. The coding region runs from base 47 to 2185 and encodes 712 amino acids. The record is from RefSeq and is a predicted model, not a curated record. Gene Ontology annotation, cellular component: chloroplast. Lineage: Eukaryota; Viridiplantae; Streptophyta; Magnoliopsida; Fabales; Fabaceae. Gene Ontology annotation, molecular function: protein binding. The transcript has a single exon.